GAAUGUGACGCGGCGGCUCUGUGCUCCUGUCUGGCCGGGCACGUAUGGAGCAAUGAAGUUUGUGAGAAGAAGAGCGAUUGUUGUAAUCCUACCAAUCCCACCAAGUGUAGCCUUCCCAAAGACGUCGAUCCAAUUUGCCAUCCGACGACCAGAGUCACUAUUUAUGGGUCGAUUUUUCUGGAAAAUGAGAUAUAUUACCACUCCCUGGAAGACCCGAAUACUCUGAAGUUCAAAGCACUUGCUAAAGAGCUGAUAGAUAAGAUGAAACCAGUUUACAACACCCUGCUGCGAUUCGAUGGCAUACAGGUCACCGGGUUCAGGCUAGGUGUGUAUGCAUCCUUUGAGGUAUAUGUCAACACCCAAAUGAAUACAAAGACCUUGGGGCAGAAAACCGCGGCAGCAGCGAUAGCAUUGGACAACAACCCCAUUGAAGUGGAAACUGAAGGCCUUCUGGACAUAAGCGGCCCCCCGCAGCCGGUGAAGCUGAACAGCAUGGUCGACAUCGUCUGCAAUUCGUCCCAAAACGAUAUAACGGUCAAAGAGUGGAAACAGGCCACACUGAGAGAUCCGUUGGUGAUCUCUCAGAUCACAGACGGAACAGAGUCCAAUGUGAACUCACAAGGGAACGGGACCACCAUACUCACACUCCAACAAACAUCUGAAAUUUGGGCAGGCCUGAUCAAUUGUACCUUCAGGCCAGAAUUGGAUACCGGUGUGAAGAUACUUCACAGAGCCAGUUUCAAACUGGACGUCGCACUUCUGCCUCAAAUCGUCAUCUUCAGCGACCCCCAGUUCCCCCAAUGUAAAAAUGGCUCCACAAGGGUGUCGGUGAGAGUGAAAUGUGAGAUAAAGAACAGCACCGAACCCUAUGCAGUAGAUUGGACCGUAGAGGGGAAUUCUUCUGCUUUGGUGGCUGGACAAAACGUCGAAGGGCAAGAUCCCAGGUCCUACGACGCCCAAACUGCCUUUUCGUGUUUACCAAAGGACGCGAAGAACCCGGCAAACAUGAAUUGUGUGUUCAGCAAUAGGAUGAAGCAAACACGAAAGGCCUCGAUUGAAAUCCACAUCAUAGGCGUAAAUGAUCUGCGUUGUCAGGCGGACGAGGAUUGGCCAGUCACGAAGGCCGGCUUCACUGCCAAGCUGCGUUGUGAGGGAGUUAGAGAGGGGUUUAGAUCGCGGGAAUGUGACAUCAACAGAAUUUGGGGGAAGGAGGAGUCAGAGUGCGUAAACCGCGACCUCUUCAGCAUUGCAGAACGCACCCAAGUGAUUGACAAAGGUCUCGGAGUUGUUUACCAGAAUGCCGCAGAGCUGUUUUCUCGCCUUACAAAUGCUACUAACAACACGAGGAGCAUCAGCAGUGUUUCUAAUCUAAAUACUUCCAUCAACAUCCUCAACAACAUGCAAAACUUAAACACCUCGUUCAAUACAUCCACAUUAGAGGAAAUCGUGAAGUCGUCCAGCAACAUCCUGAACGUUCCUUCGGAGGAAGUUUGGAGGUCAAAUGUCACGGAUAACCUGUCGAUGGCUGAAUUGUACUUGGAGUCUGUUAAGCAGUUGAUCAGCCAGACCAACAUAUCAAAGGAACAUGCCAGUGGGGCGUCAAAUGUACAGAUAAAGGCUUGCAAGUUGGCGCGCUGUACGAACACUCUCUUCGGCGUCAACGUUUCCGUCGACGGGCAACAAGGCGUUGUGAAAACGGCGGGUUUUAAAAAUCUUGUCAACUUCUUGCCGCCCAUACAGAAGGACACCAAGCCCAACAGCAUCGUAGUGACGGUGAGUGACAGCAAUAAAGAGCGACGGUUCAAUCACGACCUCGGCAGUGAAGUCUUGAUCCAGUUCACGCUGAUCUCCCCGCGACAACGCAACCAUGAAAUGAAGUGCGCCGCCAUGGACAGAAAUGGGAAGUGGUCGUUUGACCUUUGUGUCUGGGGCGGAUCGAGAAACGAAGGCAGCUGUAAGUGCCAAUUUUCCUCCUCGUUUACCCUCCUCUUGUCAAGAAAAGCUGUCAUUCUGCCGGCGCUGCGCGAGAUCACCUGCGUGGGUCUAGCCAUUUCCAUCGCCUCUCUGGUCUCGUUCCUGAUGAUCGAGUGCCUGGUCUGGAAGACCGUGACGAAGUCCGUUGGCUUGUACUUGCGCCACAUCACGCUAGUGAACAUCUCCGUGUCCCUCCUGAUCGGAAACUGCAGUCUCUUUGCAUCCGCAUUCCCGGGGGACGUUUCCGACCUCUGGUGUCAGAUCUGCGUGGUCUUGAAGCAUUUCUUCUUCCUUGCGCAGUUCUGCUGGAUGUUCUGCCUCAGCUGCCUUCUGCUCUACCAGACCAUGGUUGUGUGGUCGGAUCUGAGCAAAGGUUGGUCCCAGGGCGUGUGCUACUCAGUGGGCUACGGCGCCCCGUUUCUCAUCGUGACCUUCACGUUUGUGUCCAACGACGGCGGAGCAGAGGGGAAGUACUACGACGCCCAUAGCUGUUGGCUGACACACCACAGCAUGCUCAAGGGCUCCUUCUAUUCCUUCAUCAUACCGGUGGGCAUCAUCGUCUUCGUCAACAUUUUAAGCAUGGCCUUGGUGAUUGUCAAGCUGUUGAACCCCGUCAAGGGAUUAGGACCAGGAGGACGUAAAAGCUGCAGCAGUGGCCAUGCCGCCAUACGCAUUCUCAGGUCCAUCAUCAUCCUGACCCCUGUCUUCGGAGUGACCUGGCUCUUCGGUUUUGCUAGUUUAGUCCUUGACCUGGCGGAUGGCCUGGCAGCGUCCGCAGUCUUCUACAUCUUCAGUGUCUGUAAUUCUUUCCAGGGACUGUUCAUCCUGUUGACCGUCAGUGUGGGAGAGAAAAUGGUUCGAGACGCACUGAGGAAAAAUGUUUUCGCAACUCGACGGCCAUCGUCCACUAAGGAGACCUCCAUGACAAUGCAGUCUUCGAUGGAAGACUGACUCCUGAGACACCAGCCUGUCCCGUUUAGUGGAGGGAAACGCAUUUCAUCUUCAGCAGGGAAAUGUAAUUAUUUUUGGCCUAAUGUUGUAGGCUACAACUUUAGAGCAUGGGAUGUAUAACGAUCUUAUUGUGGAUGUGUGAUGUCAAGGGUUUUUAUUAUUUAUUAGGGUGGCAAGCACAGAUUGCGAAGCUAACCUAUCGUAAUUGUUAGUUUUACUAUUAUUAGGUGAGUGCUGCAAGCAGUGCUCAACUAUUGUUCUUCAUAAGUUGUAUUCAUUCUUUCUUUCUCUCUACA
Molecule: messenger RNA, 3221 nt
Organism: Gadus morhua (Atlantic cod)
Lineage: Eukaryota; Metazoa; Chordata; Actinopteri; Gadiformes; Gadidae
Product: adhesion G protein-coupled receptor F5
Exons: 13
Coding region: 262-2925 (887 amino acids)
Biological process (GO): adenylate cyclase-activating G protein-coupled receptor signaling pathway; cell surface receptor signaling pathway
Cellular component (GO): membrane
Molecular function (GO): G protein-coupled receptor activity
Source: RefSeq, a predicted model, not a curated record